UAAGUAAGUUUGUGAAUUAUGUGCCGUGCUCCUCCCUAAAGAUAAGUAGCGUUAGCAGCGACUCGCUGAAAGGCCACAGAGAAAGUAUACGGAUUUACUAGAAAUCUAUUUAACUUAUUUCUUUGUGUAUUUGUUCUUAUGAACUCAUGGGAGAAUCUACCAUAUGGUAUUACCACAUAUGAACGUUUAUCGAUAACUAUUUAUAUUGUGUGUUGGACGUUGUCGCCUUUUAAUCAAGGCGUUGAACAGAACUCGGAAGUGGAGAUAUCCUAAAACACUCUAAAAACUGCACGACUCUGCAGGUCUGAAGAUGAGCUCGGAACAGAGAGACCUGGGAGGUCAGAUACAGACUCAGUUCCAGGAUGUUGUGAGCAGGCUGAGUUCCAAACAAUUCUUCCAAUCUGACUGGGACAUCGCCUCCUGUGCCAUUUUCUUCAUUUUUGUUGGGACUGUGUUUCUGCUCAUUAUUCUGGUGCUAAUUCGAUGCUGUUGUUGCUGCUGCUGUGACACACCAAAGCGGCGUCGGACGGGGAAAGUGGGCCACGACAACUUAGCUCUUGAGCCUUAGUGAGACAACAGUGCGGCCCCUUCCUGGAACAGGACACUGUGACCAUCAUGCACCUGCUAGAGGGGUGGUAUCCAGGGGCUUGACGUUCAUGUUACUGUCUUUAUGUAGCUUCAUUACCAUUUUCACUGUUCUGUCCAACUUUACCUGUCGCUGGAACUCGACUAUCUCUGUUCCACAGCAAACCAGGACAGCACAGCAUGCUGGGAGUGGAGUUUACAGUGAAAAUGACUCUGAAACUACAGCAUAGGGGAGGGGUGGAAAGGGGACCUGUGGGCCUGCACCUUUGUAAGAGGUCAGCAUUAAGAUCUGAAAUUGAUUUUUUUUUUUUUUUUAAAACAACAUUUUUCGUAUCAAAAGAAAUUUGUUGCAUUAAUUAGACUUCAUUGUUAUUUCUUGCUGUAACACCUUAUGCUACUUAAUCUGUCUUAUUGCACUGUUUUUAAAAGCAAGACAUUUCAUAGUUUUAUGUUGAUAUUAUAUGCACUUUUUGUUAGUGAUUACAUGUGAUGCUGUUAGCAAUGUAAAGCAUGUGAUAUCUUUAAAUGAAGAAACUGAAUCUCAUGAAUAUAACACUAAUAGACUUGCAUGAUGAGCUUACUCUUUUCUAACUACAUGAAAUAAACUGAGCAACUUUUAAAGUC
Molecule: messenger RNA, 1209 nt
Organism: Acipenser ruthenus (sterlet)
Lineage: Eukaryota; Metazoa; Chordata; Actinopteri; Acipenseriformes; Acipenseridae
Gene: smim22
Product: small integral membrane protein 22
Exons: 4
Coding region: 311-568 (85 amino acids)
Biological process (GO): regulation of cell population proliferation
Source: RefSeq, a predicted model, not a curated record